This is a messenger RNA of Brienomyrus brachyistius, 3970 nucleotides long. RefSeq names its product solute carrier family 4 member 1b (Diego blood group) (gene slc4a1b). Gene Ontology annotation, biological process: monoatomic anion transport; transmembrane transport; regulation of intracellular pH. Gene Ontology annotation, molecular function: solute:inorganic anion antiporter activity; monoatomic anion transmembrane transporter activity; bicarbonate transmembrane transporter activity. The transcript has 17 exons. The record is from RefSeq and is a predicted model, not a curated record. Bases 157 to 2664 code for a protein of 835 amino acids. Gene Ontology annotation, cellular component: basolateral plasma membrane; plasma membrane. NCBI's taxonomy places the organism in Eukaryota, Metazoa, Chordata, Actinopteri, Osteoglossiformes, Mormyridae.
GUGUGGGUGUGUUUCUGCGUCUUAGGGCCCUAAAGGGUCGGGGGAGUGUAUAAAGUCAGGAGUUAGGUCACUUUUUUUGGUGAGGGGUCAGUUGCAUCUCAAAGUUGCUUGUUGGCCAAUACAUUGGUACAGGCUUUGGUGGAGCUGAAAGAACUCAUGAAGGACGAGAACCAGCAGUGCUACUGGCAGGACUCAGGGAGAUGGGCAGGGUAUGAAGAAAGCUAUGAUCCUGAAACAGGGGGCUGGAGUCCCUCUCACAUCUUCUACCUGACCUUAAAGAGCUUGGUUCAGCUGUGUAGGAUCAUGAGCACAGGUGCGGUGAUGUUGGACCAAGAGGAGCGUAGCCUGGCCAGCAUUGCUGAGAAGCUGGUGGAUGAGCUUGUGGACAAAAACGAGAUCCGACCCAGUGACCGUGAGGAGCUCCUGAAUGCCUUGCUACAGAAUCGGAGUCAGUCUGACCCAAAAGAGACCCAGACUCUGGCCCCUGGUUUGGAGAUGACAUGUUCAGUGUCAGGCAAGAAAGAUGUAUCUGACACCAGUGAAGCUUCAAUGGUCCUGGUUGGAGCCCUGGAUUUUUUAGAGAAGCCGACUGUAGCUUUCGUGAGGCUGAAGGAGGCGGCGGAGUUGGAAUCGGCUUUGAAGGCCCCGGUGCCGGUCCGCUUUGUGUUUGUGUUGGUGGGGCCAAAUGACAACAGCAUGGACUACCAUGAAAUCGGACAGGCCAUGGCCACAUUAAUGGCUGACAGGGUGUUCAAUUUAGCAGCUGUCCAAGUGCAGAACGAUCGUGACUUGAUGGAGGCUGUUGCAGAAUUCAUGGACUGCAGCAUCGUGAUCCCACCUACUGAGAUCCAGAAUGAAUCAGUGCUGAGCUCCAUCAUUGGCUUUCAGAAACAGCUCCUGCACCGACGCCUGUGCCCAUCCAGCCCCCAGGUCUCCUUGGACUUGAAGCCUCACAGAGUAGUUACAAAAGCAGAGGGACCUCCAGCAGAGGACCCGCUGGCUCGCACAGGCCGGCCAUUCGGUGGAAUGAUCAAAGAUUUUAAGAGGCGCUACAAGCACUAUGUCAGUGACAUCACUGAUGGCAUCAAUGCCCAGGUCCUGGCUGCCAUCAUCUUCAUCUACUUUGCUGCUCUUUCUCCUGCCAUCACGUUUGGAGGUCUGCUGGCUGAUAAAACAGAUAACAUGAUGGGCAUAUCCGAGCUGCUGCUGUCUACUGCUCUACAGGGAAUAAUCUUCUGUCUCAUCGCUGCUCAGCCAAUCCUGGUCAUCGGCUUUUCUGGACCCUUGUUGGUCUUUGAGGAGGCAUUUUUUGCGUUCUGCAACUCACAAGAGAUCGAGUACAUUGUGGGCCGAGUGUGGAUUGGCUUUUGGCUGGUGUUUAUCGUGGUAUUAAUGGUGGCAUUCGAGGGCAGCUUUCUGGUCAGGUUCAUUUCACGCUUCACACAAGAGAUCUUCUCCAUCUUGAUAUCCCUCAUCUUCAUCUACGAGACCUUUGCCAAACUCAUCAGGGUUUUUCAGCAGCACCCACUGACUCGUAACUAUAGAUAUCUGAACACGAGUGCGGGGAAUCCCCUUUAUGCUGCACCUAACCGUCACUCUGGCAAUGCCUCCACCCUGGCUACACUACAGGAAAGAGCAUAUCCCAACACUGCCUUGCUCUCCAUGUGCCUAAUGUUUGGGUGUUUCUUCAUUGCGUAUUUCCUCAGACAGUUCAAAAAUGGACAUUUCUUGCCAGGCAAGAUCCGCCGCUUGAUUGGAGACUUUGGUGUCCCUAUUGCCAUUUUCUUAAUGAUUAUUGUGGACAUCAGCAUUCAGGAUGUUUACACUCAGAAACUUCUGGUGCCCAAAGGUCUGGCAGUGUCCAACCCUAGUGCAAGGGGGUGGGUCAUCAACCCAAUGGGGAUAAAGAAAGCUUUCCCUGUCUGGAUGAUGAUAGCCAGUGUCAUCCCAGCGAUGCUUGUCUUUAUCCUCAUAUUUCUAGAGUCUCAGAUCACUACGCUGAUUGUGAGCAAGCCAGAGCGGAAGAUGGUGAAAGGCUCGGGGUUCCACCUCGACCUGCUAAUUCUAGUCAGCAUGGGGGGCCUUGGUGCCAUGUUAGGGUUGCCCUGGCUGAGUGCUGCCACUGUCCGUUCAGUCACUCAUACCAAUGCUCUGACUGUCAUGAGCAAAGGACCAAAACCAGUAAUUGAAAAAGUUCUGGAGCAGAGAGUAAGCGGCGUAUUGGUAGCUCUGCUGGUCGGUCUGUCUAUUUUAAUGGAGCCCAUUUUAAAAAUGAUCCCCAUAACAGCUCUGUUCGGCAUUUUUCUCUACAUGGGCAUUACCUCACUCAGUGGAAUCCAGCUUUGGGACCGCAUACUGUUGCUUUUUAUACCCAAAAAGUACCAUCCUCAGGAGCCAUAUGCCACCAAGGUGAAGACCAAUAAGAUGCACAUGUUUACUUUGAUCCAAGUUGCGUGCUUGGUAACGCUGUGGAUAGUGAAAUCCAGCCCCAUCUCCCUGGCUCUGCCCUUCGUCCUCAUCCUCACCAUUCCCCUGCGCAUCUUAAUGAGAGGCCGCCUCUUCACUGAGCUGGAAAUGAAAUGCCUGGAUGCUGAUGAUGCCAAGGUGACAUUUGAGGAGGAGCCAGGACAUGAUGUGUACAAUGAAUCCCAGAUGCCACUAUAGACACCUGGAUUGGACCACGCCUUAAUUCACUUUAAAUGUGUCAUGGAAAAAAAGAAUGCUUUAAUAUGAUCAAGACACAAAAAAUACUGUGUAUAGAUAUUUCUCUGUCUCAGAAUUCUUAUGCGUUUUAAGUAUUUAGAUAAAUAUUAGGCUAAUACUGCCUCCAGUCUCUCUGGAGUGCAUUUACCCCCUUAUUGCUGUUAGUCUCAUUGGCAUCCAAAAUUACUUAUAUGUGCCCUGCGGUGGACUGGCAUCCCACCCAGGGUGUACCCCUGCCCUGUGGACUGGCAUCCUGUCCAGGGCGUACCCCAGCCCUAUUCCCUGAGGUGGACUGGCAUCCCGUCCAGGGCGUACCCCAGCCCUGUGCCCUGCGAUGGAGUGCUAUCCCGCCCAGGGUGUACCCCAGCCCUGUGCCCUAGCAGUCUGAGAUGAGCUCCUGGCUCCCUGAAACUCAGGGGCAGUGCCAGAGAGGGGCUUGGGGAUGCUGUGGCUUCCCCUAAGAUAACCAUAGCAGCCCCCCACCCCCAAACAAAUUCCUGUGGCUUAUGUAGAAAUUUUUCAUUUUUAAUGUGUGAAUACUAGAAUUUUAUAUCUGGCCUUGUGUUUAAUACUGAAUGUCAUUGUGUACUGCAUACAUGCAUGUCUGUUUGUUUAUAUGUGUCUGGGGUGUUGCAGUUAAAAGUGUGAAGAGCGGAAACCCAAAAUUUCAGAACACCCUCACUGAAAAAGUAAAGCAAACCCAUAGCACCAGCAAAAGGAAAUCAAUCUCUGGCAGCAGCCCUGCUGCACCAUGUUCAAAAUAAGAGGUUGGAAAAAAGGGAGCAUAUUUAAAGUAAAACAUUCAGAAUUACAAACUGGUAUUUAAAUGUUAUUUGGGCAUUCCUUUGCAAAUAUAUUUUUACAUUAAUACAUAAUAUCCUAAACCAAAUUUUACAUCUCCUUUGGGUCAGUAUAUUAUUAAAUAUCUAUUUGUACAAAGUGAUUAGAUUGAGGAAAACAAUAGAUUAAAAUCAUUUAAAAUUUGUUUAAAAAAGCAAACUUAUUAAAAAUUUCAGAUGAUUGAAGAGUGUUUAGAUGUACUAAACAGCCAUAAAUAUAGCUGUAUUUUACAUUUCCCUGAUGGCAAGGCACUUUAAGAACAACAGUCUAGAUUGUUAAACUAAAUAUUACUGACUAAACGUAUAACAAGAAUAUCUAUAUAUCUGGGUGAACAUCUGGAUAAAGAGGAGAACAUUCUUUAAAAUAACGAUGGGAAACAAAUACUGUUGUGUCCAACUAAAUACUAUUAAACAUAAUUCGAACGGUA